Molecule: messenger RNA, 765 nt
Organism: Frieseomelitta varia
Lineage: Eukaryota; Metazoa; Arthropoda; Insecta; Hymenoptera; Apidae
Product: cuticle protein 21-like
Exons: 2
Coding region: 83-700 (205 amino acids)
Cellular component (GO): extracellular matrix
Source: RefSeq, a predicted model, not a curated record
AAAAGCCGAAAACCACCCGUCUGUGGUAUCAUUCGCAUCACAGACAGACAGAUCGAGAGAUCUUCCAAUCAAACGAGCUACAAUGGCCUUCAAGUUCAUCGUCCUCGCCGCGUUCGUAGCAGCAGCCAACGCUGGAUUCCUCCGCACGGCGGAACCUUUGACCUACGCUCCAGCGGCGCACUUGGCUUACUCGGCGCCAGUUGCAGUGGCUGCUGCCCCCGUGGCUAAGGCAGUGGUAGCCAAGGCCGUCGACGCCGACUACGACCCCCAUCCUCAAUACAGCUACGCUUACAACGUGCACGACAGUUUGACCGGCGACGCCAAGAGCCAGCAGGAGACACGCGACGGAGACGUCGUCCAAGGCAGCUACUCCCUCCUCGAGGCUGACGGGACCACACGCAUAGUCGAUUACGUCGCUGAUCCAGUAAAUGGAUUCAACGCCGUGGUCCGCAAAGAGGCAGCUGCUGCCCCCAUCGUCGCCGCUGCUCCAGUAGCAAAAAUCGCCGCCGCUCCAGUCGCUAAAAUCGCCGCCGCUCCGCUCGCCUACGCCGCUCCCGUUGCCAAAAUCGCCGCUCCAGUCGCUUACGCAGCGCCAGUCGCCAAAAUCGCCGCUGCUCCGCUCGCGUACGCCGCUCCCGUUGCCAAAUUCGCUGCUGCCCCCUUCGCAUACGCCGCCCCUGCUCAAGCUUUGAUCCACUGAAUCCGAUGAUCCAUAGGUUUAGGAACUUUGUUUGUCGAAUAAAUAUGUUUCUUUUUUAGCAAGUA